Messenger RNA from Paramecium tetraurelia, 726 nucleotides. RefSeq lists its product as uncharacterized. The record is from RefSeq and is a predicted model, not a curated record. The transcript has a single exon. NCBI's taxonomy places the organism in Eukaryota, Ciliophora, Oligohymenophorea, Peniculida, Parameciidae.
AUGAAUAAAGCUGUAAGAGUAAGGUACUCUAGUCUCGAUGAGUCUAGAACCAACACCAAAAGAUAUUAAAUUGUGUAUACAGUUACUGAUUAGAUAAAAACUUAAGUGAACAAUCUCAAGUUAAAUCAUCAUCCUUUGAGUUAUUACAUAUCCAGAAUUUGCAAGAAUGUCAAAGAAAUGAGAAGAUAUCGCACUGAUGCUUACAUCAGAAAUUAACUCACCAAAAUAUAUGCUCAAACUAUCCAUCUCAAAGAAAUCCAUGAUGUGUUCAAGGUGCCUAUCCAAUACAUGAGCGAAGAUCUCAUUCUCUCCAGAUGCACCUUGUAAUUGAUCUCUCAGAUGCCCCAUCAAUAUGCUCUUCGUCCUCAGCAACAAUUAACUCACUUCAUGCAAUGGAUGGCCUACUUCGAUGAAUAGGUCUAUUUGGAAAUGCAGAGAAUACAAGAGGGAUACUUAUUGCAAAUCCAAAGAAACAUACAAGAACAAUAUACAACGAAUGUAAUUAAGCAACAAUAAAUCAAACAUCAAAUCCAUCCUCGAAAGAAAGACAUGUACAAUUACGUGAAUCGACUCAUAACAAAGCCGUCGUUUAGAACCAUGAGUCGAAUAUCUGUCUUGGAAGACUAUGAAACUAAAUUUGGUGAAUUCUAAUUAAUCACACCAUACGCUCGAAGUUAUGCUAAACAGUUAGACACUAUUUCUUAAAAUCUCAACACAAUUGAAUGA